Molecule: messenger RNA, 2633 nt
Organism: Misgurnus anguillicaudatus (oriental weatherfish)
Lineage: Eukaryota; Metazoa; Chordata; Actinopteri; Cypriniformes; Cobitidae
Gene: top1mt
Product: DNA topoisomerase I mitochondrial
Biological process (GO): chromosome segregation; DNA topological change; DNA replication
Cellular component (GO): chromosome; nucleolus
Molecular function (GO): DNA topoisomerase type I (single strand cut, ATP-independent) activity; DNA binding
Source: RefSeq, a predicted model, not a curated record
UUUUGAGGAAAUCUUGAUGCUUUAUAAAAUCAAACUUGUACAGACUUUCAUCAUCAUUAGCAGCUGUUUGAAUGUUUAUUCACGUGUUUGUGUUUUUUAGGCUUUUUGUGAAUCCUGCACGUAAUACUUUGUGUUUAUGCACAGAAAUGCUGACCAACUUACAGGAUGAAACUGAUGAAGGACUCGCAUGACAAGAGCUCUAAAAAACACAGCAAAAGUGAGCAGAAGUCCAAACAUUCAUCUAAAGUUAAAGUGAACGGUGCUCACAGCUCCAGUUUAAAGAUGAAGCCCUCAUCAUCUGAAUCUCUGCAGAUGUCUGUAGAUAUCAGCAGUAAAGCCAAGCGUGAAUCAGGAGACAGUGAGAUGGAUGUGCUGAAUGCUACAGUAGAUCCUGUAGAAAGACCUCAAAAUGAUGGACACAACAAAUCCCAACAUUCAUCAGAGACCAUCAACAAACACAAGUCACGAUCAAAAAGCAGCAAAGAACGUCACAAUGAUAAAGUACAGAAGGACACGAGUGCAGAUUCACAUCAGACAGAAGAUCAUGACGGCCGUGAGCCAGCGGACAGCCAGAGGAUCAGCUCAUCUGUCAAGAUAAAGAAGAAGAAGAAGAAGAAAGUCAAAGAUGAGAAACACAACACAGAAGAUAAAAAUCACAGCAAUCAAAAGAAAAGAAAGAGUGAAAGUUCUGAACCUGACAAACCAAAAACUAAAAAGAUAAAGACACACGAGGAGAAGAAAGACAAGAAGGUGAAGGAUGAAAAGAAAGAUGAAGGGACAGAGAAAUGGAAAUGGUGGGAAGAAGGGAAAUCUUCUGAAGGUCAGAAAUGGUCGAGUCUUGAACAUAAAGGACCGUAUUUUCCUCCAGAAUAUGAGCCGCUGCCCAGUAACGUGUCGUUUUAUUAUGAUGGAAAACCUCUGAAACUCGAUCUGCCUGCGGAGGAAGUCGCAACGUUUUACGCCAAGAUGUUGGAUCACGAGUAUACGAGUAAAGAUGUGUUUCAGAAGAACUUCUUCAAUGACUGGAGAGAAGAGAUGACUAAAGAGGAGAGGAAGGUGAUCAAGUCACUUUCCAAGUGUGACUUCAGUGAAAUCCACAAAUAUUUUGUAGCAAAGUCUGAGGAGAGGAAGAACAUGACUAAAGAAGAGAAACAGGUCCUGAAAGAGGAGUCCAGUCGUCUGCUGGAGGAGUACGGCUUCUGUCUGCUGGACGGACAUCGGGAGAAAAUCGGAAACUUUAAGCUGGAACCUCCGGGUCUGUUCCGCGGGCGAGGAGAACACCCGAAGAUGGGCAAACUGAAGAAACGCAUUCAGCCCGAGGAUAUCAUCAUCAACUGCAGCGAAGGCUCAAAGAUCCCAGAGCCCCCUAAAGGACACAAGUGGAAGCGCGUUCAGCACGAUAACACAGUCACGUGGCUGGUGUCCUGGGUGGAGAACAUUCACGGACGCCCCAAAUACAUCAUGCUGAACCCCAGCUCCAAACUCAAGGGGGAGAAGGAUUGGCAGAAAUAUGAAACGGCCCGUAAGCUGAAGAUGAGAGUGGACUCCAUUAGGAAAGAGUACAGACGUGACUGGACCUCCAGAGAGAUGAAGACCAGACAGAGAGGAGUUGCUCUAUACUUCAUUGAUAAGCUUGCCCUGCGAGCCGGUAAUGAGAAAGAUGAUGAAUCUGCUGAUACGGUGGGCUGCUGUUCACUGCGUGUUGAACACAUCACUCUCCACAGACAUCUGGAUGGACAGGAGUUUGUUGUGGAGUUUGACUUUCUGGGCAAAGACUCCAUCAGAUAUUACAACAAAGUUCCAGUAGAGAAGCAGGUGUUCAAGAGCUUGAAGCUGUUCAUGGAGCAUAAAGAUCCAGAAGAUGAUUUAUUUGACAGAAUUACAACGGUCUACCUCAACAAAACCCUGAACGAAUCAAUGACAGGACUGACGGCCAAAGUGUUUCGAACCUUCAACGCCUCCACCACACUGCAGGAUCAGCUGAGUAAACUCACUACAGAGGACAUGACGCUGGAGGAGAAGAUCCUGUCAUACAACCGAGCGAACCGAGCCGUUGCUAUUCUGUGUAACCACCAGAGGGCAGCACCCAAAACCUUUGAGAAAUCAAUGCAGCUCUUACAGGAGAAGAUCAAGAAGAAAAAGGAACAAAUUGAAGAAGCCAAAAAAGAGUUAAAGGAAGCAAAGCGCGCCCAUAAAGAAGCCAAGAGCGACAAAUCCAGCAAGCUGGUAGAGCAGAAGGAGAAGAAGCUUCAGAGAUUGUAUGAACAGUUGAAGAAGCUUCAGUUGCAGGAGACUGAUCGUGAGGAGAAUAAAGUGAUCGCUUUGGGCACGUCCAAACUCAACUACCUGGACCCUCGCAUCACAGUCGCCUGGUGUAAGAAACAUCAGGUGCCCAUCGAGAAGAUCUUCAACAAAACUCACAGAGAUAAGUUUGCUUGGGCCAUUGACAUGACCGAUGAGAACUUCCUGUUCUGACAUCAUCACUGUGACACUGAUGUAAAGAUGUUUAUUCAUACAUCACCAUUGAAUGUGAUUAUAUAUAAAUAUAUAUAUUGUAUGAUUAUUUGUGGUGUUUUGUUUUGAUUUUUUCUGUUGUGAAAAAUAAAGAUCAAGUAAAUGCUGGAGUAAAAUCA